UCUGUCAACCAUCAAAUGCUUGUGUGGACCGUGCGUGUGCGUACUCAGAGACUCAGAGUAACGCCAUGGAUGUUUCUGAUCUCCUAGUUGAAUGGGGCCACCCGGAGCUCGUGGAACCGUUCAGAGACCAACAAUUUGAUAUUGAAUCUCUCUUGGAGCUGGAUGAUUCAAGUUUGUCCAAGUACAUUCCUCUUCAUGGGCCAAGAGUCAAGUUAUUGAGCAAAAUACGUAAACUUAAAAAGUCUAUUGAGGGUACACCUGUUGAGGUGGUGGUUGUAGAGAGUGCAUCUGCAUUCACUGAUGAUGCACUGCCCGGCUCAUCGAACUCAGAAGGAUUCACUUAUAAUGCAGUGCCAGGCCAAUCGAAUUCAAAUAGUGAAUUAGGAUUCACUUGUGAUGCACUGCCAGGCCCAUCAAACUCAGAUGUUGCAUCUUUAAUGAUCACUGAGGGAGGCUCAGCAGUAUCAUCUUCCCCUGCACCCAAGAGAAGUUACGAAGAUCUAGUUUUGGCAGAGACUUUGGUUGCGAGCGCUCUAGAGACACUGGAUGUGAAAGCAGUGCUGGAAGGGGAUGCUCUCUGCAAACAUAUUUUGACUCAGCUUCAAAUAAAUGUGCAACCAAAGGGAGACUGGAGGAAAAGCAUUCUUGAUGUACUUGUCAGCCAAUGUCUCUUAAAACUUUCUUUAAACUUAACUUUGCCGCAACUUCGAGGAGUUGCUGAAAAACUUGUGGAAGUGCUACCUGGUGAACAGCUUUCAACAUACUAUCUAGGAGCGGAUCAUACACGGAGACUGGUGUCAGGAAAAUUGGUUGACAAGUACAACAACUUGAAAUCUAAAUUGAAGUAUAGUGGUAACAAGCGACACCGAUCAUCUGCCUCUACUAGCUCUGCUGACGAUACACCCCCACCUGCUAAGAGUUACUCAACAGAAGAAAGGCAGCAGAGCCUGGCAUGGUUGAGGUUCAACAGGACUCCUUGGCCAGAAGUUCAGCGUCACUGGGAUGUAGUUUAUCAGGAUAGAAUGAAACUCCUGUAUCCACGCACAAAAUCUAGGAAGGACAGCAACAUUCCAAAAUACUAUGUAGAAUAUCCAGUAUUAACUGACAAAGCAGGCUGGCAGUUGCUUGUGGCUGAUUUUGAGAAGAUAUAUCCCGACAAGACUGGGCUUCUGUUUGCUACUUGGCCUUGUAUUCAGAAGGCUCUGUUGUCAACUGCUAUUGAACAUGCCAAAGAUUCUUUUUCCACUACUUUAAUUUCUCAGCUGACAAACCCUUCACAUCGUGUUACAGAAAGCGUUGAGAUACUCCUACACUUAAUGCUGUUACCAUCUAUCUUCAAAAUGAACACUAGUGUUGCUUACCCAGCAGACCCAUCAAAGCCACUUGGUGCGAAAAAGUUCUGGAAACCAACUUUGGCUGAGCAAAGAGAUGGCUUUAUAUUGCAUGUCAAGGAUCCUAAUAUGGUUAAGGAAACUCUAGAAAAACGUCAAACGUUUAUGGAAAAAGUUGGAUUGAGGUGCCAACCUCUGAUUGUGUUGAGUGGACCCUCUCUUAUGCAAUAUACCCAUUGUCAAGUGUCGAUUAAUGGGAUACUCUAUCAUGUCCCUGGACCUCUACAGGCUGUUGACCUGGCUUUUAAAUCAUUCCAGGUUUUAAAUGCCUGGUAUCCUAUUGAAUCUGACCAAUCGUGGCUUUUCAUUCAACAAGAAAUAUUUAAAAUUAAAUGUAAAUCCGACAAAUUUAAUUGCACCUACCUAUCUUCUGUUGCUACUUUCAAAAAGCAUCUGGAGUAGCUACUUUCACUUUAGAACUUGAAAAGUAUCUUGAUUAUUUAUUGGUUUUGUUAUAUAUAGUAAUUUAAUAUUAUAUUUAACAGUUAUAUUUAUUUUCUUUAGUUUCAUUUGGUAUUUGUUAUCAAGUUUGGGUAUUACUUUUCUGUAAUUAGGAAAUACAUAAGUGACAAUGUAUCUCUGUUUGUUUUGUAAUGACCAUCGUCCCUCUGUAAAAGAGCUGUUGUUUCAUUUGCGAACAACACAUUCUGGUAAUCU
This is a messenger RNA of Frankliniella occidentalis (western flower thrips), 2048 nucleotides long. RefSeq lists its product as uncharacterized. Lineage: Eukaryota; Metazoa; Arthropoda; Insecta; Thysanoptera; Thripidae. The record is from RefSeq and is a predicted model, not a curated record. The transcript is spliced from 9 exons. Bases 66 to 1793 code for a protein of 575 amino acids.